This is a messenger RNA of Salvelinus fontinalis (brook trout), 6717 nucleotides long. Its product is annotated as hepatocyte growth factor receptor-like. Bases 296 to 4582 code for a protein of 1428 amino acids. NCBI's taxonomy places the organism in Eukaryota, Metazoa, Chordata, Actinopteri, Salmoniformes, Salmonidae. Gene Ontology annotation, biological process: phagocytosis; cell migration; nervous system development. The transcript has 21 exons. Gene Ontology annotation, molecular function: transmembrane receptor protein tyrosine kinase activity; ATP binding; protein binding. Gene Ontology annotation, cellular component: membrane; signaling receptor complex. The record is from RefSeq and is a predicted model, not a curated record.
GUUGAAUGCCAGUGUGCGUGAAUUACACAUCACACUCCUGAGUCGCACAGGUCCGCAUCUUGUAAUACGGAAUGAGAAACGGUCUUCUUGUGUCUGAGUAAACGUUUGUAUCCUUUGUGAAAAUAAAGAGAAAAGGGCAGAGUAUUCAAAGUCUAACGCAUCUUUUGCAUAUCAAUUUGUUAUUCGGCCGUCAAAAAGUCAAUGCGCACAGUCUCAGGAAUCCUGAGUUGUGUAGCCUACUAUGAUUUGAAAGAAGAAACGCAAACAUAACUGAGACAGUUGCCUAACUGACAGGAUGAAGAAUAUCUGCUUGUUGGACAUCGUGAUCAUCCUCUGGGCUCUGUGCUCCUCGAAGGUGAGAGGUCAAUGUGAUGAACCGGCCGAGAACUCCAAGCUCAACCUCUCUGUGACCUACAACCUGCCCAGCUUCGAGGCCGACUCCGCCAUACAGAACAUGGUCACCUUCGAGGGGACGGUUUACGUUGGUGCUGUGAACAGGAUCUAUGCACUGUCAGAGAACCUGACCAAGCUGUCGGAGUACCGGACCGGGCCCGUGUCAGAGGCUGGUGUCGAAAGGCAAUGUGGCCCAAGUAGCCAGGAUGGAGCUGUUGGCAAGCCCAACGCUGUGUUGGACAACAAUAACAUGGCCCUGCUGGUGGAGCGUUACUAUGACGAUGAGCUGUUCAGCUGCAGCUCCGCGGACGCUGGUGUCUGCCGUCGCCACUUGCUGGUGGAGAGAGGGAAUGUUUCCAAGGAGGUAAACUGUAUGUAUUCACCCAAGACAGAUGAUGGAGGACGGCAGGGCUGUCCCGACUGUGUUACCAGCCCCCUGGGUUCCCGUGUGCUCAACAUGGUGAGCGGAGGUGUGGUACGGUUCUUCGUAGGGAACUCGGAGAUCACUGGAAGCGCUGGAACUGGAAGUCCGUCCCGCAUGACCUCUGGCCCCCAGGCCCAGCAGCCACAGCACCACACCAUCUCAGUGCGUCAGAUGAAAGAAACCCAAGAUGGCUUCCGUUUCUUCUCCGACCAGUCCUACAUGGACCUGGCCCCGGGCCUCCGCGGCGACCACCACCUGCGUUACGUCUACUCCUUCCAGAGCGGCAGCCACGCCUACUUCCUCACCGUGCAGCGUGAGGGCCGCAGCUCGCAGGUCUACCACACCCGCAUCGUCCGCAUGUGCGGCACCGACCCGGAGCUGCGGCGUUAUGUGGAGAUGCCCUUUGAAUGCAUCCUGACGGAGAGGCGGCGGCGGCGGCGCUUGGCCAGCAUCGAGGUGUUUAAUGUCCUCCAGGCGGCCCAUGUGGCCGAGGCGGGCAGCGAGCUGAGGCAGGAGAUGGGGCUGAAGGAAGGGGAGGACGUGCUGUUUGCUGCCUUCGCCCGAUCCAAGCCAGACUCCCCGGAACCCACAGCCAGCUCGGCCGUCUGCGUCAUCUCACUGGCAGACGUCAACAACUUCUUCAAGGAUUUCAUCCAGAAGUGCCACACCAAGCAGCCAUACCACUUCACCGGCUCCGAGGAGAAACGCUGCUACAACGGGAGUUCCUCAGAUGACUCGUUUGGCUGUGGGAAGCACGGGGAGGGAUACCGUCUGGAAGUGACCACCCCAAUGACCAGACUGGACUACUUCAGCGGUCAGUUCAGCAAAGUCCUGCUCACCUCCAUUGCCGUGGCAACCGCCCAGGAACAGACCGUGGCCAGCCUGGGCACCACAGAUGGACGCCUCAUACAGGUGGUUGUUUCCCGUUCCAAACGCAGCACGCCCCACGUGGACUUCCGCCUGGACCCCUCACGCUGUGUUUCCCCCGAGGUGGCACUCCUGUUCCCACAGGGCCACACUGGCUCUCCACAGCGCAGCCAGGAUGGCUCCCUAUUGUUGGUGACAGGAAAUAAGAUCACCAAGGUGCCUCUGAUUGGUCCUGGCUGUGAGCAGCAGUGGACGUGUAGUUCCUGCCUGCUGGCGCCGGGGUUUAUGGGAUGUGGCUGGUGUGAAGGCCGUUGCACCAGGUUGGCCCAGUGUCACCCAACCUCCCUCUGGACCCAGGACUCCUGCCCUCCCAUCAUCACCAUGAUCUCCCCAGCCAAUGGCCCCCUGGGAGGAGACACCAAGGUGACGGUGUGUGGGAGGAACUUUGGCUUCAACAAGACAGAGAGGUUUGACCAUACACUCAUCAGCCUGAACCUGGCCGGAGCACCAUGUAAACUUCUGAAACGAGAGAGCAACAGUUACAGGUUAGUGUGUGCUCCAGUGUCUCCUGUGAACUCGUCUCAGGCUAGCAAUGUGGUGAAGGUUCACAGUGGAAAGGAGCUGGCCCAACAACAGGGCUUCACCUUCGUGAACCCAGUGAUCAGAGAGAUCUUCCCUGUGUUUGGUCCUAAGUUAGGAGGAACCAUGCUCACCAUCAGAGGCUCUUUCUUAGACAGCGGAAACACCAGACAGGUCACUGUGGGAAACGCCACCUGUGAAAUCCUCAGAGUAUCAGGUACUAUGCUGAUGUGCAGGACCCCUCCCCAGUCGGCCCCAUCCCGCCAAGCGGUGUAUAUGAGGGUGGACUCUGUGGUCCGGGAGGCUCCUGUACUCUUCACCUACAACGAAGACCCUCUCAUCUCCUCCAUCCAUCCCACACGAUCCUUUAUCAGUGGAGGCAGCACGGUGGUGGCCCAGGGCUUCUACCUUCACUCUACUCUCCAGCCUCAGAUGGUGCUCAUCCCCACAGCCCAGGAAGGCAAGGUCUUCACUGUGAACUGCAUCAAGGGUGAGGACAGGCUGGCCAUCCUGUGUACCACCCCGUCCCUGAAGAACCUGGGUCUGCAGACUCCUGUGGUCACCAAGGUGGCGUUCGUCCUGGAUGGUUUCUCCACGCCCCAGUUUGACCUGCUCUAUGUAGAGGACCCUCGCUUCGAGGACUUUCAGAGACCCACCGUCACAUCAAAGGGCAACAAGAGCAUUCUGGAGAUUAAGGUGCCAGGCCGUGUGGAUGUGGAGGCGAUGAAGGGGGAGGUGCUAAAGGUGUCUAACAGGACCUGUGAGAGCGUAACUGUGGUGGGGAACACUCUGGAGUGUACUGUCCCCAUGGAGCUAUGGGACGCAACCAACGAAUUGGAGGUGGAGUGGCGUCAGGCGUCGUCCUCAGUGAGUCUGGGCAGGGUGAUGUUGGCCCAUGAGCAGGACUACAGAGGGCUGCUAGCUGGCUGUGUGUGUGUCAGUCUGCUGCUGCUGAUGUUGCUCACUCUGUUCCUCUGGAAAAGGAGGAACAAACACAUUGACGAUCUGGCUGAGGGUAAGGUUUGGUAUGACGGCAGGGCUCACAUUCAGCACUUGGAUAUGUUGGCUAACGCCCGGAGCGUCAGCCCCACUAACGAAAUGGUGUCCCACGAGUCUUUGGACUAUAGAACCACCCUGCCGGAGGACCAGGGCGUGGAGAGGCCAGAGUCAUGCAGGGGGGCUCCCCCUAUCUACGGGAGCCAUGGGGAGCUGCUGUCCCCCAGAUUGGGGCUCGGAGGCAUGGGUCUGGGGGCAGAGGGGGAGCUGGUGUCCCCUCUCCUGUCGGCCCCGGUCCACAUCGACCCGUCCCAGCUGCACCCGGACCUCCUGAAGGAGGUUCAACAUGUGGUCAUCGCCAGAGAACAUCUGCUGUUAUAUUUUAACCAGGUCAUCGGCAGAGGGCACUUUGGCUGUGUGUUCCACGGUACCUUGUUGGAGGCUGACGGACAGAAGCAGCACUGUGCCAUCAAGUCUCUCAACCGGAUUACUGACCUGGAGGAGGUGUCUCAGUUCCUGAAGGAGGGGAUCAUCAUGAAGGACUUCAGCCACCCCAACGUGUUGUCUCUCCUGGGGAUCUGUCUGCCCCCUGAGGGCUCUCCUCUGGUGGUGCUGCCAUACAUGAAGCACGGAGACCUCAGGAACUUCAUACGGGACGAGACGCACAACCCAACAGUGAAGGACCUGAUGGGCUUUGGUGUGCAGGUGGCCAGGGGCAUGGAGUAUCUGGCCAGCAAGAAGUUUGUCCACAGAGACCUAGCUGCCAGGAACUGCAUGCUGGAUGAGAGCUACACAGUGAAGGUGGCAGACUUUGGCCUGGCCAGGGAUGUGUAUGAAAAGGAGUACUACAGCAUCCACAGCAAGAGUGGAGUCAAACUACCGGUCAAGUGGAUGGCCCUGGAGAGCCUGCAGACACACAAGUUCACCCCCAAGUCAGAUGUGUGGUCGUUUGGCGUGUUGCUAUGGGAACUGAUGACCCGGGGAGCCCCGCCUUACUCGGACGUCAACUCUUUCGACAUCACAGUGUUCCUACUGCAGGGGAGACGCCUGCUGCAGCCAGAGUUCUGCCCCGACGCACUGUAUAACGUGAUGGUUGAGUGCUGGCACCCUAGACCAGAGCAGAGGCCUACCUUCUCAGAGCUGGUGUCCCGUAUCAAGUCCAUCUUCUCCAGCUUCAGUGGAGAGCACUACAUACUUCUCAACACCACCUAUGUCAACAUCGACAAGAUGACCCCCUAUCCCUCACUCAUUUCCUACUCCUCAUCCUCGUCCUCUUCCUCCACCCGUCAGGGCCACCCUCUGGAGCGAGACUGCUGCACCUGAUGGGAGGUGGGGGAUGGGGGUGGAGAGAGAGAGAGAGAGAGAGAGAGAGAGAGAGAGAGAGAGAGAGAGAGAGAGAGAGAGAGAGAGAGAGAGAGAGAGAGAGAGAGAGAGAGAGAGAGACAGGGAGAGACAGGGAGAGACAGGGAGAGACAGGGAGAGAGAGAGAAGAAAAGAGUGAUGGAAGAUGAAAGGAGGAGAGGAAAAAUAAUGAGCUUGACAGAGAGAAAGAAAGAGGGAGUAAAUAGUGGGCUUGAGGUGGUGAAGACUUUGGGUCGCUGGAGAACUAGUGUAUGUGACUGACAGACAGACACUGGACAAACUCGUUGACUGAGAAAAGAAAGUUUGAGGAUACUGACCUGUGCCGUGCAUUCAGUACAUGUGUAAUGUGUAUAUAUACUGACCGAUGAGUGACAACCAACCUAACAGGCAUCACUGUACGCUUGAGGCAUGUAUGAACUGUGAGGAUGACCUUGGUCUGCCUCUGCUCGACAACCUAGAACUUGCUCUAAAAUCUCUAAUGACCUUUGACCCUGGUAUGACCCUGGAGCCUGAGUUCAGGAGGUCAGGCCUCUUGUCUCUAUCACAGACAACUUGGAGACAUGGGAGAACCUUUUCAAAUAACAAAGCCUAAAGAAGCACAUUGUGUAUAUGAAGUACAAGUGAAGCGCCCACGAUUUGAACGAUUCCCUUCCCCAACGAGGGGACCGGUGGAUUUUGGAGAAAUUUCUGCUUGUUACUGGGUGGCAUGUGCUUAGAGAUAAGGCGAAGUGCCAGGCUCCAGCUGUUCUUUUUCUCUAUGUCAAUGAAAGGUGGUGUAUUGUAAAGCAACAUGUUACACCUUCUUCCUCCGCACUGUCACUGAAUGCCCCUCUCCUCCCACUUCUCCUUGCAUUCCUCCCUCCAAGCUCCCUGCACACCGGGACUAAAGGAAGACAAAAGAUGCCUGCUUUGUCAUUACAAUGUGUGCUCCAGCCUCCAGGUGAUGUUCUCAAUAACCGAGGUGGUGCAGAGUAGCUGGCAAGAGGACCAAUCUGCUACCCGGCCCGUGCGGUGUGUAGCAGCUACACUGGAUACUUCUUAUAGUGUAAUAAUCUUUGAUGAUUCCCUUUUGAUGUGCUUCGUUUUAAAUGUCUCGCUGCUUUGUUGCCGUGAGUGACUCACCUAUUAGUAAUCUGCAGAUGUUUCCCAGUUGAAAAGUGUUUUUUAUUUUAUUUUGGUAGGUAACACUGACUUGAAACAGCCUGUCAUAAUGUCUACAUGGCAUGUGUUAUAACGGUUUGUGAAAGCUCAGCCUGAAAACGAACGCAAUCAUUUUGACUUCAGAGAGUCAAAUGGGGGAAAUUGGAGACACGUUUGAACGUUUGAUGCUUUUGGGCAUCAUAAUAAUAGUGUUAUGUCAGUUGAGAAAAGUACUUUUACUGUCAAUCAUGAUAGUAUUCGUACAAUAGCUAUGUCAGCAUUUUGAAAGACCACUUCAAUGUUAAAACGUUACCAUUUUGCCUUUCCUUUGUGAAGCGUUUGGCUUUUUACUAUGACUGCUGUGAUGUAAUUAGUGAUCAGGCCAGCAAUGGACAGAUAUGAAUGUUUGUUAAAAUAAAUGUUAAAAAUGCUGUACUAUAUUUUUUAGAAUGCCUUUAUGAUGAAAAUGAGCCUCAAUCAAUAUUGGUCCAAUGGAAUGCCAUAACUGAACAGUGGUGCCACAAUAAUGAACAAGUCCACUAAACUAAACUUUAAUGAACCACUGCCUUUUGUACAAAAUGAUAUUAAAGGGAUAGCACCUUUGUGGAUGUGUCUUCUAUAUGUAGGAUUUAACUGGUAACCGUGUGUAUAUAUACUUUAUGACAGGUGACCGUUGUAGGUACAACACAGUACAAACAAACUAAAGAUACUGUACAUUGAGCAACUGGAGCUAGCAGGUUCACCUCCUUCACUAUAGACUUCUAUGUUUUCUAUUGGGAACUAAAUGGCUUGUAAAUCCAUGAAUUGGUCCAUGUUUCUCACUGUCUGUGCAGUGUGAGUGUCUGUAUGCGCACUGUUACGGGUUCGUCUAUGAAAAUAAUGAUGGUACAUAUGUUGUUACGUCGUUAUGCCUACUGACAGUCUCAGUGUAAUAAAGCUAUAUUAUCAGUGUGAAA